GCUGUCGUUAUUUCAAAAUGUUGUAUAGUUGAGGGUUCUCCAUACAAUUUUACCCUCUUUUCAAGCACUCUCCCAUUUCCCUCUUCCGCUCCUCUCUCCACUCUUCUCUCCGCCACAGCGCCAUUAACAACGAAGAUCGGGAUCUAGGGUUUUCCGAUGGCGAAUUUGGGUAAAAGAGUCGACAUCCAGAGCCUCCUCGCGCUCGGAGAUGACCUGAUCGGAGUCCUCAAGUCCCAAAAGGACGGGGACGCUCUGAUGCAAUCGUGCGAGGGCGCGAAGAUGCUCCGAUCCUUCUCGCGCUCGGAUGCUCGCGAAAUCCAUGUCUCUUCGCAGGAAUAUCAGGAAAAAAUUAGUGCUUGCAAAGAAAAGAUAUACAAGGCAGAAAGCGAAACCAUUGCUGAUGCCGAAUUGGACCGUGUUCAGAAAGACCUAGAAGAGGAACUUCAAAAUGAGCAUUUGCUUCGCCAGGAGCUAAGAAAAAUUAGUGACGAGCUUGAUGGUUUAGACUGUCAAAGAGCUUCGAUUGAAGAGAGGAGGGAAAUAAUCAAGAAAAAGAAGAAAGAUAUGCUGAGGGCACAAGAUUUGCUGUCUAUGUGCGCUUCGGUUACAAAUAUCAUCCCAAAUCUAGAUGAUCAGGAUAAGAUUUCUGGCUAUAUUGUCGACAAGAACAAGAAAAAGGUUGAGAAAUUCGAGUUUGAGCAGACAUUAUCCCCAUAUGAAGUAUGCAACAAGCUUUGGAAGAUGGAAUAGUGUCGGCAUACUCACCGGACCUCCAUUUGCGAUGUGCCCCGAGUAUAGUAUGCAAUUAGCUUCCUGUUUUUGUGCUUUCGCAACCGAGAACAGCGCGAUGUACAGUCGGCAUUCAAGUUCGAAGUUGUUUUCAUUCGCAUGCUAAUUUAGCUACCAGAGAAGAAACAUCAAUCGAGUUUCACCAACUAGUAUCUUUGUCUCAGAUGAUUCAGCAAGUUCCAGUUAACCAUGUUUAAUGCUGUCAUUUUUCUCGGAUGUUUUACUCGGUGUCAUGUUUGCCCUAUCUCAAUCUUGAAUCUUGAUAUUACAUCCUAUUAUCUCACAUAAAUGGCAUAAUGUUGAGCUGCUCUGUACUAAUAAUAGUAAUAUAUAAAUAAAAUGUUGUGAGACAAUUGGGUUAUUUUCCAAUGUA
This is a messenger RNA of Ananas comosus (pineapple), 1162 nucleotides long. Its product is annotated as radixin-like. NCBI's taxonomy places the organism in Eukaryota, Viridiplantae, Streptophyta, Magnoliopsida, Poales, Bromeliaceae. The record is from RefSeq and is a predicted model, not a curated record. Bases 157 to 750 code for a protein of 197 amino acids. Gene Ontology annotation, biological process: regulation of chromosome segregation. The transcript is spliced from 6 exons.